UAAAGUGGAGCGGAGCCUGGGAAUUUUCCGAUAAUGCAAUCGAAAAGAAAAAAUUAAAGAUGGCGGACGGAACGAACAGAACGAAUGGUACCUCAAGCUUCGACUUUCCAAAGUUCACUUACGACAAAAAAGACUUCGUUAUGGAUUGCCAGUCGUGGAAAGUUAAGCCUCAGAACUUCAAGUUGAGCAAAUUUGACAAUUUGCUAAGGACAUCCUGGACACAAGCCAUGGCUGAUGGGUGUUUUAAGUAUACUCUGGACAGUAUGGAGACCAAGCUGGUUCCUGGAAAAUUUGGUGUUGUGGCUCAGCUAAAUGAAAAGCGGUUUGUGGAGAGAAGAAAACCACAGCAGAUAACCAGUGUGUCACAACCAUAUGAUCCGGGUAAAUUCAACUUUACCAAAGUGCAGGAUAAAGAGAUUUUGUUUGAAGUUUGUCCAAGUGACCAAAACUCCAGUCCUCCAAAUUAUAUGAUAAUAAAUGUCAGUCCUCUAGAGUUUGGAAACUGUUUGCUGGUUCCAAGUGUGUUUGACCAAACUCCACAGAUUCUAACAGUUGAUUCACUCAAGCUAGCUUUUGACAUUGCAUUUCUCAGCUCUCACAGGGGUUUUCACAUUGGAUAUAACAGUCUUUGUGCCUUUGCGUCAGUCAACCAUCUGCAUUUCCAUGUCUGGUAUUUGGACUACCCUAGUCCUCUAGAAACUCUACCUACAAAGCAUGUCCACAAAGAUAUGUAUGAGGUCACAAAUUUCCCAACUAAAAUAUUUGUAUUUUACCUGAGUUCUGCUGCGGAUGUAGAGAGGAUUGCCAGGCAGGUGCAUGCCGUUACCUCAUAUUUUGUGUCCAAUGAGAUUGCGCACAACUUGUCUAUAUGUAGAGGCUUGGGACAAGGGUCUGAUGCUGACUCGUCCGCAGUUAGGGUUUAUUUAUGGCCUAGGAAGCCUGUUAUAGGUGCUAAAGAUGAGACAGGGUUCAAUAUUGCUGUAUGUGAGAUGGGGGGACAUCUACCUAUUAGAACUCGUACAUUCUUCGAAAGCAUCACGGAACAAGACUUCAUAGAUCAACUAAAGAGUGUCACCCUGGAAGAGCAGGAAUUCCACAGACUUAAGGAGCAUAUCACCCAUCUUUUAUGACGAAAAUUUUACACCGGAUUCUUCGCGGAAAUGGUUAGAACAGAUAUUCACUUGUAUAUUUAUUCGAAACUUAGAAUGUAAGGCACUACCCACCUUUUUUUAUUCACUGCUUCAUUCGAUGCGGUAUCAGUACAUCGAGAAAAUCAAUUCAUUGAAUUCAAACCAAUGAGAUUUUAGGUUACUUUUUACUGCAGUUUUAAAUGUUCUGUGAAUUUUCACUAGUACUUACCAUUGUGCACCAGUGGUAGCCCUUUCAAAGCUAGUAUCUUUUAAGAUACUAUUUAGUGCUACCCGCAUAAAGUAAUCUCGAUAAGUAAGGAAGUACUGAAUUAAGCCCUUACUUUGUACAAAGUUAGCUGUUAACUUUUUUUUUGGGGGGGGGGGGGAGGGGGGGCUAAUAAGUUACCGUUUCAGACAGAUAUCUGAUGUUAAUUAUGUAUGUUAAACGGGUGUUUAUCAGUUCCGCUACAGUUAACAACAAGCUUUGUAUUUGUCAAAGUAUAGUAUAUGUAUGUUACGAUUUUCAUGGUCGAAUUUCAGGGUGAAAUAAAUCCUAAAAUAAUUCUU
This is a messenger RNA of Nematostella vectensis (starlet sea anemone), 1697 nucleotides long. RefSeq names its product GDP-D-glucose phosphorylase 1. Gene Ontology annotation, molecular function: GDP-D-glucose phosphorylase activity. Gene Ontology annotation, biological process: glucose metabolic process. NCBI's taxonomy places the organism in Eukaryota, Metazoa, Cnidaria, Anthozoa, Actiniaria, Edwardsiidae. Gene Ontology annotation, cellular component: cytoplasm. The transcript has 10 exons. The coding region runs from base 60 to 1130 and encodes 356 amino acids. The record is from RefSeq and is a predicted model, not a curated record.